AUGGCGCCCAAACUCUCGAAAGGUCUCCGCUACCUCUUCACGAUCUGCCUCUUGCCGCGACGAUUUCCCCAGCCCGUCACGGACUACCCAAGCAGAGCAACGCCCGAAAGCACCGCCAGAAUAUGCAGAUGCCAGUCCUGCCGGUGGUUUCCUUUUCACGUCCGUCAGCUUGAGCUCGACGGCGUUUCGCACACGAAGAGAUACCCGCGCGAAGGCUUCAACGUGGUUUCGGCGUCCUUCAGCCUCAGAGCACAUCAGUGGGAAGGGGCCAUACCAAGCCAAGCGCCCCUCCAGAACCUCGCAUCAUUUAGCAACACUGUGUGCAUUGCGCGCAGGAGCCACCAGUGGGAGGGGGCCACUCCAGGCCGAGUCUGGCCUCCUACGUCGAGUCUAUUCAGCAACAGCGUGCAUCUUAUGCCCAGGAGCCACCAGUGGGAAGGGAUCAUCCCAAGCCAAGCCUGGUCCCCAGUGUCGGCCUUAUUUAGCAGCACUGCUCGACUGACACCCAGGAGCCACCAGUGGGAGGGAGCACAAGAUCUGGAAGAGGUGUGUCGUAGCGAAGUUGCUAGUCGCUCGGCCGAAGAUACUCUCAGCAUUCACAAAAGACAAGGAGACCAUAAGCCUAAUCAGUUGCCCCUGGUCGUUCCUUUGGUUCCUACCACGUUCUCGCCGUUCAUAAACAGACCACAUCGGCGGAGAGGAAAUGCCGGCGCCAUGCCGCGCUCUGGAUACGACACAACUAAUAUGCGCGUGGCGUCGAACCCGCGAUCGGCAGCCUUUGCUGGGGCGAGCGGCAACUCGAAGAACGAGAAGCCAGGGCGUGGUGGCAAACCCGGCGACGGGAAGAGCGGCGAAGAUAGCGGCAAGGGGGGUGGCGGCGACGAGGGCUCUGAGAAGACGACCGAACAGAAGCCGGACCAGGGAAAGAAAGAUGGGGAAUCGAUGACUGAAGAAGUCAUCAAAAAUAUCGACCAGGUUCGCAUCCCACUCGCAGGUCGUGGAUGGACAUUUUGGAUCUGA
Molecule: messenger RNA, 1020 nt
Organism: Diaporthe amygdali
Lineage: Eukaryota; Fungi; Ascomycota; Sordariomycetes; Diaporthales; Diaporthaceae
Exons: 1
Coding region: 1-1020 (339 amino acids)
Source: RefSeq, a predicted model, not a curated record